AUGGCAAAGCAUACGAAGAGCCAUGCUCAUCCCAAACCUCCAAGCGGCGCUGCCAAAGGCAAAGGCAGUGCCGCGUCAGUGAGCAAGACUCCAAAAUCCAUGGUCAUCCGUAUUGGAGGCUCCCGGGUUGGCAGCAGUGUCAGCCAGCUGGUUAAGGAUGUUCGUCUCAUGAUGGAACCAGACACGGCAGUGCGAUUGAAGGAACGCAAAUCAAAUAGGCUACGGGACUAUGCGGUCAUGGCCGGUCCUCUGGGUGUCACGCAUUUCCUUCUUUUCUCCAAGUCAUCUACCGGAAACACAAAUAUGCGCUUGGCACUUACACCGCGCGGUCCUACGCUCAACUUCAAGGUGGAAAGCUACUCCCUGUGCCGUGAUGUCGAGAAAGCUUUGAAACGUCCAAGAGGCGGAGGUCAGGAUCAUAAAACACCGCCGUUGCUCGUGAUGAACAACUUCAACAGCCCCAAUGCCGACGAGAAUUCCAAAGUGCCAAAGCGCUUGGAGAGCCUAACAACGACCGUUUUUCAAUCACUUUUCCCGCCGAUCAACCCCCAGGCCACGCCCCUUAAGUCUAUCCGCCGUGUAAUGCUUCUGAACCGAGAGCCCGCUUCUGAAUCUGAUAAAGAGGGCUCUUACAUUCUGAAUCUGCGACACUACGCGAUCACCACUAGGAAAACAGGCAUCCCCAAGCGGAUCCGACGUUUGGACCCGAAGGAGGUGCGGAAUAGGGAAAAGCACAAGUCUGCUGUUCCCAACCUAGGGAAACUAGAGGAUGCCGCAGACUACCUUCUAGAUCCUUCAGCUGCGGGAUAUACAUCAGCCAGUGAAACGGAGCUGGACACGGAUGCUGAGGUCGAGGUCGCGGGAACGACGACAAGGAAGGUAUUGACGAAGCGGGAGAUGCAGCGUAUGAAAACAGGGGAGAAAGUCGAAAAGAAGACAACUACCGCCGAAGUGGAGAAACGGGCUGUCAAAUUGGUCGAACUGGGCCCACGAAUGAGGCUCCGAUUGAUCAAAGUUGAGGAAGGACUGUGUGAAGGGCGGGUUAUGUGGCACGACUAUAUCCACAAGUCCCAGCAGGAGGUCGAUGCUUUGGAUAAAACUUGGGAUCAAAAAAUCAAGGAAAAAGAGGCACGAAAGAAGCUCCAAAGGGAAAACGUUGAACGAAAGAAGCAGGAGAAGGCUAAAGCUCGAGCUGAAGGCAAGGAGGUAGAGGACGACGAAGAUGAUGAGGAUGUCGAUAUGGAUGAUGAAUGGAUAAGCGAUGACGAGGAAGAACAGAACCAGGAAGUGGAUGAAGAAGAUGAAGGUGACGAGUCUAUUGAUGAGUGA
Molecule: messenger RNA, 1329 nt
Organism: Aspergillus nidulans FGSC A4
Lineage: Eukaryota; Fungi; Ascomycota; Eurotiomycetes; Eurotiales; Aspergillaceae
Product: Brix domain-containing protein
Exons: 2
Coding region: 1-1329 (442 amino acids)
Biological process (GO): rRNA processing; ribosome biogenesis
Molecular function (GO): rRNA binding
Source: RefSeq, a predicted model, not a curated record